Messenger RNA from Ilex paraguariensis (yerba mate), 1311 nucleotides. Lineage: Eukaryota; Viridiplantae; Streptophyta; Magnoliopsida; Aquifoliales; Aquifoliaceae. The record is from the annotation of a GenBank genome assembly.
AUGGAGGCCAGUGCCAAAAUUGUUGCAGCAAUCUUUAUCUUGUGCUCAAUCUUCCCUCCACUGGCCUCAUCAUUCUUCAUAUUUCCAAACAUUUUUGGCCUAAGAGGUGGAAUAUUCAAUAUGCCUCCUGUAUAUGAUCCCAGAUUUCAAACACCAAAAGACGAACCAAUGCAUGAGACCCCGGAAUAUGACGAAGGCCAUCAUACCAGAAACAAAGGUGGAAGAGUCCAAAAAUCCCCGAAACAGGAUCACGAUCAGGAUUGGAACCGAGGUGAAAGAGUGAAAAAAUCCCCAAAAAAUGAUCACAACCAGGAUAGGAGCGGAGGAGGAAGGGUCAAAAAAUCCCCGAAUAAUGGUAUCCAAGGUGGGAGCAUCAGAGAAAUACCUAAAGAUGAUGGUCCUGAAAAUAACCAAGGUGGCCUGCGUGUAGGAUUCUACGACCAGACUUGCCCACGAGCCGAGGAGAUUGUGAAAGAGGUUCUCUCUAUGGCUGUCCAGAACAAUUCAGGCGUUCCUGCUGGCAUUCUUCGCCUUCAUUUCCAUGACUGUUUUGUCAAAGGAUGCGAUGCCUCACUUUUGUUGGACCAGAUACCUUCCCUUGAGCAAGUGGAGAAGCUAGCCGUUGAAAAUACUGACAGUCUCGUAGGCUUUGAAGUUAUUGACAUGGUGAAGGCACAGCUUGAGCAGGAAUGCCCCGGCGUUGUGUCCUGCGCCGACAUACUAGCAUUUGGAGCCCGGGAUUCUCUUGUUCUAUCGGGUCUCCAGAAUUAUGACGUGGCAGGUGGCCGGCGUGAUAGCCUCACUUCCCGGAAAGUCGAUGUCAAUGGCAGUCUCCCACAUCCUAAUUGGCCUCUUGAUCAAAUGGCACAGAACUUCCUCAACAAAGGCCUGACCAUAGAAGACAUGGUGGUUUUAACUGGUGCCCACUCAAUUGGUGUUGCUCACUGUCCUACAUUUUCUUAUAGAGCUUCAGCACCUGAUGCAGAUAAAGUCAUGGAUGCCAAUCUCCUCGGGUAUGUCAGAUUCACAUGCGGAGCGGAAAACAGUAAGGCAUAUGUGGCUUUUGACUCCGUGACAUCGUACAAUAUGGAUGUCGAGUUCUACAAGCAGAUUUUAAAUAAAAAAGCGCUGCUUGAAUCGGAUAAUGCCAUAGCUAAUGACCCCAAAACAAGUUAUCUUGUGAAAAGUUUAGCUUUGGAUCAAGACGGAUGGAGUCAAAAGUUUGUUAAGUCAAUGACUCGAAUGGGGAGGAUAGAAGUGCUGACAGGAACACAAGGGGAGAUCAGGAAACAGUGUCGAUUUGUUAACUAA